UGUACUCGAUCGCCGACUUGGUAUCCAACUAUCCGCUCCUACCAAAAGGACAGCGUGCCAUCACUCACCUAUAGCUCCCAUCUCGGCCCCGUCGAUGCGUCGUCCCUCCCAUUUCUGGACAGAGAAUCGCCGCCGCCAUCUCCAUUAACAGUUAGCAAGGCAGCUUUGCAGUGCCAUGGAGCAGCAGGAGCUACACCUAUCCCUGGCCCUGGCGCCGGCGGCCGAACGCCGUGAAGAGGUCGACGAGGUGGCGGCGCCGAUGGCGUACGUCGGCGGGAAGAAGGUGCGUCUGUUCGCUUGCCUCUUCUGCGACAAGAAGUUCCUCAAGUCGCAGGCGCUCGGGGGCCACCAGAACGCGCACAAGAAGGACCGCGCCGCCGCCUGCUGGAACCCCCACGUCUACGCCGGCCACGACGACGCCGCUUUUCCAGGCGCGCUCGGCCUGUUGCCUGUCCCGAUCGCGUCGCACGGGCACGGCGUCAUAGACGUGAAGGUCGAGGCGGCGCCGGACGCCAGCACGCGGCUCUACGGUGACCAUGUGCUGCUCCCGGGGACGGGGGCAGCCGGGCCCUCCGCCCUGGCCGGCCGCGGUGGCACGGUGGAAGUUCUCAAUUGGAGGACGACCUCCCGAAUGUCUGCCCCGCCGGAGAUCGCCAAGACCGCCAUCGCGCCCUCCAAUUCCGGCGAGGAGCUUGACCUCGAGCUGCGACUCUAGAUCAUCCACGACUGCUUCCUCGGGGUCGAGGACAGAGAUAUUUUGACACGCACACGCAUCUGUUGCCGGCUAAUCUCAGCUGUUAAAUUAAAAUCAGUCUUGUUGCAUCUUGGCUACCUAUCACUCAUGUUGCGGUCUCUGUACCUUGCUUCAUUAUCAAUGGAUCGAUAUACGGGUCAUUCUUAUUUC
Panicum virgatum (switchgrass) is the source of this 904-nucleotide messenger RNA. RefSeq names its product protein LATE FLOWERING-like. The record is from RefSeq and is a predicted model, not a curated record. Gene Ontology annotation, molecular function: DNA-binding transcription factor activity. Lineage: Eukaryota; Viridiplantae; Streptophyta; Magnoliopsida; Poales; Poaceae. The transcript is spliced from 2 exons. Bases 176 to 715 code for a protein of 179 amino acids.